This is a messenger RNA of Helobdella robusta, 1575 nucleotides long. RefSeq lists its product as hypothetical. The coding region runs from base 1 to 1575 and encodes 524 amino acids. The record is from RefSeq and is a predicted model, not a curated record. NCBI's taxonomy places the organism in Eukaryota, Metazoa, Annelida, Clitellata, Rhynchobdellida, Glossiphoniidae. The transcript has 7 exons.
AUGGCUGAAUAUAUGUUAGGUACAUCACCUCACAGGGAACUUGUUGAACGUGGUCUGUCUAACAGAUACUCUAGUGUAAACGACGGAGAUCGAUCUAAGUUGCUGUUGAACAGUGUUGCUGCUGGGUUUGAAGAUACAAAUCCAGAUUCAACUACAAACUGUGGAAUCAAUGGCAACAUUAGCAAUGGAUUGAAGAAUAAAUUAUACAGACUCCAAUCAGGGCCUCAGUUAUUCAACCAGAUGCACUCGCCAACAAGCAAUGAUCUCACUUCAACGAUUAUCCCCCUGAUUAAUUCAGGCGGCCAGUCAAAGCAGCCGGGAAUUACUUCUCUUCUGAUCAGAUGCUGGAUGCGACUCACAUGCAUCUCCCUCCCUGCAUGGUUAAUUUUCAAGAUCAAUUUGUUGGCAUGCCUAUUGCUGGGCCGAUGGUUUCUCCCUCUUACUACAAUGUGCCUGGUCAUUGGCCGGUCUACCCCUUUCAAAACAGCCCUCCUCUUCCUCAGCCUCAAAACAACCAGCCAGCAGGCAAGUAUCACGUAUGUCUGCCAAGACCUAAUCUACGAGACACAUCACACCCCAACAGAUUCGGGACAGUUGCUGAUUAGUGGUGGCAGGGGUUUGGAACCUCUCGUUCGACUCGUCUCUCUUGGACUCCUCAUGGACAACACAGCUACUCCUGCUUCAAAUCAGACAAAUAGUUCAGGAUUGUUCACGUCAGCCCAACCGAGUUCAACAGUUUUCAAACCCCGUCUACAUACCUGGUUCAACUCUAUCUCUGGCUUUUCUCAGUUUGUUGCUGCAGGCGACCAUCAGAUUUUUGAAAAAUCCCGUGAAAAUAUAGAAAAAAUUAUUGUGCUCUCCAACAACAACCUGGACAAGCUGCUGGAUAAGUCAUACUGUAACUUAACAAAAACUAUUGAACAAUCUAACGACAAUUUACGUAAAUCACUUGCUCAUUCUGAAAAUUUAAUGAGCAAGCUCUUUGAAACAACUUUUUUAAAAAUUGAGUCAUUAAGCAAUAGUUUCGAGCUUGCGUUAACAGCAUUUAUUAAAACGUGGCUCACUCCAAAUGAUCUUGACAAUCUGUUUUUGCCUCUUGGUUUUGGUUUUGUUCGAAAAGAUCGUGGAACACGGGGUGGCAGCGUGGCUUUCAUCAUUAAAGAUACUGUUUUCUACAUAGUCGUUUCAGUACCAUCUAUGUGUUUCCAUAAUGAGAUUGUCUCUAUUGAUGUUCCUACUUCAACCAUAAAUUGUCGCUUUAUCUCCUACUACCGUAGUGGUGGUUUUGACGUUUCGGCGAAACAAUAUGCUUUCGAUAGUGUACGAUGUAUGAAAAAACUCUGCAGAGUGUACAGAGAAGAUUUACAAAGUUUAUCCCGUCUCUACAUCAUCUCUUAUACCUGUCUCGACUGCAUGCAGUUGGAAUGCAUACUUUGGAACGUCGGAGCACCUCCAGAUCCGGAACUGUUCAGUUUUGAGCACGUCCCGACCCAAACGGCUAACUCUAAGCCACUUCAGGGUGUCAAACUACCAACUUCUUCUACGGAAUGGACUGAGGCAAAUGCAUACUUCUAG